AUGUCUCUUAACCCAGUUUGUCCUCCCUUUUUUCUUCUCCUAGAACCUUUUCCUAUAGAACCCAGUCUGUCCUGCCUCUUUCCUUCUCCUAGAACCUUUUCCUAUAGAACCCAAACCCAGUCUGUCUCUCCUGCUUUUUUCCUUCUCCUAGAACAUUUUCCUAUAGAACCCAGUCUGUGCUGCCUUUUUCCUUCUCCUAGAACCUUUUCCUAUAGAACCCAGUCUGUCCUGUCGUUUUCUUCUCCUAGAACCUUUUCCUGUCCUGCCUUUUUUCCUUUUCCUAGAACAUUUUCCUAUAGAACCCAAACCUCUUUCCUUCUCCUAGAACCUUUUCCUAUAGACCAAGUCUGUCCUGCCUUUUUUCCUUCUCCUAGAACCUUUUCCUAUAGAACCCAGUCUGUGCUGCUUUUUUUCCUUCUCCUAGAACCUUUUGCUAUAGAACCCAGUCUGUCCAGCUUUUUUUCCCCUUUUCCUAUAGAACCCAGUCUUGCUUUUUUCCUUUUCCUAGAACAUUUUCCUAUAGAACCCAUCUGUCCUGCCUUUUUCUUUCUCCUAGAACCUUUUCCUAUAGAACCAGUCUAUCCUGCCUUUUUCCUUCUCCUAGAACCUUUUCCUAUAGAACCCAGUCUGUGCUGCCUUUUUCCUUCUCCUAGAACCUUUUGCAAUAGAACCCAAACCCAGUCUGUCUCUCCUGCUUUUUUCCUUCUCCUAGAACAUUUUCCUAUAGAACCCAGUCUGUGCUGCCUUUUUCCUUCUCCUAGAACCUUUUCCUAUAGAACCAGUCUGUGCUGCAUUUUUCCUAUAGAACCCAAACCAGUCUAUCCUGCCUUUUUCCUUCUCCUAGAACCUUUUCCUAAAACCCAGUCUGUUGCCUUUUUCCUUCUCCUAGAACCUUUUUUCAUAGAACCCAGUCUGUCCUGCUUUUUUCCUUCUCCUAGAACCUUUUCCUAUAGAACCAAGUCUGUCCUCCUGCUUUUUUUCUCCUAG
Acanthosepion pharaonis is the source of this 987-nucleotide messenger RNA. Lineage: Eukaryota; Metazoa; Mollusca; Cephalopoda; Sepiida; Sepiidae. The record is from the annotation of a GenBank genome assembly.